CAAUGCGGUGCUACGAGAUCAUGAUCACUUCUGGAUACCACUUUUAUUCAUGAAUGCUAAUACUACUUAAUGGAAGAAGUCUUGGUGGAAAUACAUGAAGACCUGGUGACACUAGAUUUCCCAUUCAAUGAAUAAAAUUGGAAAAACACUGUUCAGGCUAUUCCUCGUGACUUUUCUGGUGGUGAAACCAGAUAAAGGAGCGGAUUUAAAAUGGUCUAGAAGAUCUUGUGUGCCUCCUGGUAAUGCAUGCAAUUUCACAGACAACAAGAAUGACCAAGAAUGCCCUUGGUAUGAAAGCUGUGACUUUGAGACGGAUUUCUGCAACUGGUCCAAUGAUCUAGAAUCAGAGACUCAAUGGACACGGAGGAAUAGUUUGAGUGGCAUCGGGCCACUGAAUGAUCACAAAGGAAAUCUGUCUGCUUAUUAUUUAUCCAUAUCACCUGAAAGAAAUUCAAAGGAUUUUGCAGUUCUACGAAGCGCUGUUUUCCUUCCUCCAAAAGAUAUUUGCCAGAUGAGCUUUUAUUAUCAGUUUGGUCAUGUCAGUGGCAUGCUUAAAGUUGGACUGUACCAGCAAAACAGUGGACAUAUACUGGAAAUCUGGAACCAAACGUCUGCACAAGGGAGUCAAUGGAACAGAAAGGUUAUCAAAAUCAACAGCAAAGGCAAAUAUCAGGUCAUUAUUCAGGGAAUAAUAUUUGAUUAUACUCCAUCCAAUGAAGGCAUCGCCAUUGAUGACAUUACCUUCAAUUGUGGUUGUCUCACUAGACCAGAUCCAGCUUGUGAUUUUGAAGCUGAUCUGUGUGGGUGGCACUCUGAGGAGAUACAAAGUUCUGUGGCAUGGCAACAUAUUCAGUCAGGCAAUAGUUCUGGCAUCGGUUCUGCACCACCGAUGGACCACAGCACAGAAUCCUCAUUGGGUCAUUAUGUGUGGAUAGAGGCCAACAACAUCACAUCUUCACAAACUGCUCUCCUUAGCAGUUCUGUGUACCGCGACUCAGGACAGCAUUGCCGAUUUGAAUUCUUCUAUCAAAUUAAUGGCAGAAAUGUACUCACAGUACUGUUACAAACGAAGGAGGGACAAGUAAAUUUGUGGGAAGAAUGGACACCAACUGAAAACCAGUGGAUCAAAGGAGAAGUAUGGCUGCCUCCUUGCUUAAGUCAGUUUCAGGUUAUAUUUGCGGCCUCCAUUCAAAGCAAGGCGGGCUUCCUGGCCCUGGAUAGUCUGAGAUUCCAUGAAUGCGAAAUGGAAUAUUUUCCAGAAUCGUGCUCACCUUCAACAUUCACCUGUGGAACAGGACAUUGCAUUCCUCUCAGUUCAGUUUGUGACUUUCAGGCUGACUGCUGUGAUGGACGAGAUGAGGAUGAAUCAGUCUGUUCAAAGUAUACAAUGUGCAACUUUGAGUCUGGUUUCUGUGAGUGGAAACAUCUCACCUCAGAAGGUGGUGUGUGGGUUCGAGGACAGGGCCCAACAUCAGGAUUACCUGUUAUAGACCACACAACCAAUUCCAGCCAAGGAAUGUUCCUCUAUUUCAAAGCAUCUGAACAUAAAGCAACAAAUAUUAUUCAGAUCGGCAGUCCAGAGUUAAAGAAUCAAUUAAACAAUGAUCUUCCAUGUCAGGUAAGGUUCUGGUAUCAAAUGUCAGAGGGAGCCAACAUGUCUAUAUAUAUUCGGACUACAGCUGGGAACAUGGAAAGAGUUAUCACCCUCACCACACCAGUCAACAGAGUUUGGACUAAACUGGAGAUCCCUGUAGAGCUCAGCAUAACACAAACCAUGAAACCUUUCCAGGUUAUUCUCCAGAGCACCGUGUUGGCAGUACGUAAUGCAUUUAUUGCAAUAGAUGAUGUCAGUUUAACUCCAGGUUGCGCUAUAUCUCACAGGAUGGCCUCAAAUUCCAUCACAGAAUACAAAGCCUCCACAUGUAACUUUGAAGAGGACAGCUGUGGCUGGUUUGAGAAUGUUCCUAAUGAUAACUUUGAUUGGAUCAGAAACUCAAGUAGUGCUUUGCCUUCAAAUGUCAAAGUUCAGGCCCCGGCUCGGGAUCAUACCACCAAUGCUACCACUGGCCAUUUCAUGUUUAUUUUGACUAUGAAAAGCAACAUUUUUCAGACUGCAGAACUAACCAGCCCUAAGUUCACUCAAUCAGGAACUGGAUGCACAAUGUCCUUUUGGUAUUACAAUUAUGGACUGGCAGUGGGAGCAGCAAAAAUGUUCCUGGAGGUUGAGGGUGUGAAGAACAACACUGUCGUGUGGUGGACGUACAACACUCAAAGCAAUCAAUGGCUCCAAGGUUUUGUCCAGCUUGGGCGUCUAACACGGCCAUUCCAUCUUAAAUUGGUGAAAGUCAGCCUGGGCAUUUACAAUGGUGUGGCUGCAGUGGACGACAUUGUGUUUGCCAACUGCUCCCUCCCACCAGCUGUAGAGAUUUGUGAGGGCGCAGAGUGGUUUUGGUGUGAACAAACUCGAGCUUGUAUUAACCGAUUACAAGUAUGUGACCUUGUGGAUGAUUGUGGUGACGGUUCUGAUGAAAUCAACUGUGAGCAGGAAUUACUCUGUAAUUUUGAAAAUGGAUUUUGCAACUGGCAGCAAGCCAAAGACGAUGAUUUUGACUGGACAAGAAACAAGGGUCAAACCUCCACAGCCAACACAGGACCAUCAAAAGACCACACGUUAGGGACAGCAGAAGGCCACUACCUUUACAUUGAAGCAUCUGACCAACAGUUUGGAAAUACAGCCACACUCCUCAGUCCCAUCCUGGAUGCUACCAGCAAUCAUGCUAACAAGACCUGUAUCUUCCGUUUCCAUUUUCACAUGUUUGGAAAACAGAUUUUUAAGCUGGCAGUGUAUAAAAGAACCCACAGGAAUACAAAUGGAGACCAGCUUUGGGUAAAAUAUGGUCAGCAUGGUGAUAGAUGGCUAAAGGAGAUUUUAUUUAUCAAUAGUUCUGAACCAUUCCAGGUAUUAGUGAAAGGAACUGUAGGAGAUAAUUUAGGAGGAGACAUUGGAAUCGAUGACAUUUCUUUCAUGAAUUGUGAACUUUAUAGUGGUGAUUUACCAGCCAUAAUUCCAACAACAACACGGCCACCAAGACCUUCUACAGUUCCACCCAACAAUUGCACAGUGAAUGAGUUUGUUUGUAUAACCAAUGGGCAAUGUGUUGCCAUCAGCAAGAAGUGUGAUUUUCGGGAAGAUUGUUCUGAUAAGACAGAUGAAUUGUUCUGUGUUUGGAAGUUCUGCAAUUUCAGUAACGGGGUCUCAUGUGGUUGGAAGCAACAGGUAGAACCAACACCAGCCAAGAAUGUAUUUCAGUGGUUCAGCGGGCAAGGUUCAGACAUACAUCCAGGAGAAGAGGGUGACAGACCAUCUAUGGACCACACGAUGGGCACAGAACAAGGUUGGUACCUUUAUGCUGAUAGUUCAAAUGGGAAAUUUGGACACUCAGCUGACAUCUUCACUCCCGAAAUCUCUCUUACUGGCCCAAAGUGUAAAUUGGUCUUUUGGUAUCACAUGAGUGGAGCUACCAUUGGAUCAUUACAGGUUUUCAUCAAAUUUGGCAACAUUACACAGCUACUCUGGUCUCAAAGUGGUAGCCAGGGUAACCAUUGGAGGCGGGGAGAAAUAUUUCUUGGUGUUCAGUCUCAUUUUCAGGUUUUCAUUAGAGCCAAGCGGGGUGUGAGUUAUAUGGGUGAUAUUGCAGUGGAUGAUAUUUCCUUUGAAAAUUGUGCAGCUCUUCUGAUCCCAGCCAGACAGUGCAGCUCUGAUGAGUAUUCAUGUACCAACAAAUACUGCAUUCCUAAAGAGCAGCUCUGUGACUUCACCAACGAUUGUGCUGAUCAUUCUGAUGAGCUUCCACUCAUAUGCAGUACAAAUUUGGGACAUUGUGAUUUCGAAUUUGAUCUGUGCUCCUGGAGGCAGUGGAGAAAUGAUAAUUUUGACUGGAUCCUUAAAGAGGGGAGUAUCCCAACACUGGGGACAAGCCCAACCACUGACCAUACACUGAGAACUCCAGCUGGUCAUUACAUAUAUAUUGAAAGCCCAUUUCCACAUCUUCCAGGACAUAUGGCAAGACUUUCUGGGCCAUCUAUCAGCAAGAUAAGCAAAGACUGCAAGUACUCCACAUCCUGGCUCCUAUUUGGAGAACUGUAUAUAACUCCCAUCAAGAUCUUUCUGCCUCUACUACCACCUCAGAUUAUUUUUUAUUACCAUAUGGCUGGAAAUAUUAAUGGAUCAUUAACAGUAUAUCUACAGACUUUAUCUGGUCAUCACACGUCACUUCUCAACUUAACAGGGGACCGAGGCCAUUACUGGCAACGAGCUGGAAUCACUCUGAGCGCUGAUGAAGACUUUGAGAUAAUGAUAGAGGGAUGGGUGGGCAAAGGCUCCAAAGGAGUCAUAGCACUUGAUGAUAUCACCUUCACAAAGGGAUGCAUCAUUUCCAAUAAUGCAUUUUAUGAAACACCUACUCCACAUCCUCCAACAGGAUCCUGUCCACCCAAUUAUUUGGCAUGCCAGAAUGGAAGAUGUUAUCAUACAGAACAGAGCUGUGAUUUUCUAGAUGACUGUGGCGACAACACAGAUGAAAAAGAAUGUGGAACAUCCUGCACCUUUGAGAAUGGACAAUGUGGUUGGAAGAAUUCUCUGGCAGAUAACUUUGACUGGAUAUUGGGACAGGGUUCAUUUCAGGAUCUACGCCCCGCCAGCGAUCGGAACCUUGGAAAUGAACAUGGUCACUUUCUGUAUCUUGAAGCUAUUCCUGGAGGCCUGAGGGGUGACAAAGUCCAUCUGCGGAGCUCAGUAUGGAAGGAAUCAAGCGCUAAAUGCACUCUGUCAUUCUGGUAUUACAUGUCACAGAAGGCUACAGGCCUUAUAAGAGUUCUUAUUGAGACAAGUAAAGAUCUUACUGAAGUAUGGAAUAAAACUGGAAAUCAAGGUGAUAGAUGGAACAAGGCUAUGAUACAUCUGAAAAAUCUGCGUAACUUUGAAAUCAUAAUUGAAGGAAUCCGAACUAAGAAUUUUGGAGGUGGAGCAGCUAUUGAUGAUAUUCAGUUCAAACAUUGUGCCCCAGAUAGAGAUUUACUGGGCAUUUGCCCAGAUAUAACCGAUUACGUUUGUCAAAAUGGCGAAUGCAUUGAGUCUGACCUGGUCUGUGAUUACAAAUUGGACUGUGAAGAUGGAUCUGAUGAAUCUAACUGUUCACAGUAUGUUAAUAUUGCAGGAAGCUGCAGCUUCAGUGGGCCAAAUGAAGGGAGUUUGAUCAGUAACUGCAGACUAAUGCAGAACAAUGAUGACAACUUUGAUUGGAGUAUAGGAGACAAAAAUUUCACUGUAGGAACUAGUCCAGCAACUGAUCACACACCAGGAGUUGGAGGAAUGUUUCUGUACAUUAAUUCUUCAGCUCAACAUGAAGGUGACAUUGCUAGAAUAACCACCACCCAUUCAUUCCCAGCGAGUAUAGGAGUAUGUCAUUUGCGUUUCUGGUACUUUAUCAGUGCUUCGAAAGAAAUGGGCUCUCUGAAGGUGUACACAGCUGGAAAAUCUGGAAUGCCCUUGCUGAUGUGGUCAGUGUCUGGGAACAAUGAGGACAACUGGAUGUAUGCCAGUCUGAUGGUUGCCAACAACCAUCCAUUUCAAGUCGUGUUUGAAGCUGAAGUGGGUGGAGAUAAACACAUAACCAUUGCAAUUGAUGACAUCUCUUUUACCCUGGGGUGUGUUUCUGGAGAAUUACCCGUGCCUCUGCCAGCGACAUGUUCCCCGGUCUCCUUUCAGUGCUGGCAUACACAGAUGUGCAUUUAUCAAUCCUGGGUCUGUGACGGUGAAGAGGAUUGUGCGGAUGGAAGCGACGAAUCUAAUUGCUCAACGCUGAUUCCAGGCACCUUUCCUCCUCAGGAUCAAUGUGAAGAUACAGAAUUCCAAUGUUCCAAUGGGGAAUGUAUCCCGUCUUUGUUCAGGUGCGAUGCAGUCCCAGAUUGCCCUUCCAAAGAAGAUGAAUUUGGCUGCUCUGCAACACACUGCUUCAAUGGUUCUUUGUUCUGUGCGAGCAGUGGAGAGUGUAUCCCAGUAACACAGCGAUGUGAUGGUAACGUCGACUGCAGAGAUUUCAAAUCAGAUGAAUCUAGUUGCUCAGAAUGUCCAAAUGCAUAUUGUAGAAAUGGAGGAACAUGUAUCAUUGUUAACAGAACUGCACUGUGCAAGUGUACAAGUCAGUGGAAAGGAAAUCGAUGCCAUAUUUUGGUCAACACAGCAGGAACUCUCAGUCCUGAUCUAGCACCAGAUAAUGACUCCAUGUGGGCAGGACUGGGCACUGGCUUGGGUUUGUUUGUGCUCACUCUACUAAUUGUUUCAAUCAUAAUCACUAAAAGAAAAGCAAGCAAGGUAUCAGCAUCAAAAACCAAAUGUGUGUCAAUAUCCAAUAUUCUAUAUGGCGAUCACAGUGCAAAUCUGUCAGCAGAGUUUACGAUGGAGGACACUUUGACAAGUUCAGCUAUCAGCGUUUAUCCCUGGCAAACACCAUGCAAGGUGUUUUCCAGGGUAUCAAACAAACUCACUUCCUUUUCCAAUCCUUUGUAUGAUGGUAAAUUGGAGAACUGGAAGCCAGCAGAAGAAACUCCUGGAAAUUUGAAUUUCAGAAAUACUUAAAAAAAGAUAGAUUUGCUUCAAACAUUAUUAGUUAAAGCAGAGGUGUUUCCUGAAUGAUUCUUACUGCAAUGACAUAAAGUAAUUGACUUGCUGAUAACAAAGAACUGUCUAUUUUAUUGAAUGUCAACAUUGCUUAAAGAUCUGUAAACUUUUACAAACUUUUCUGUUCGAAAUCAUUAAAUAGAGAAAUUAUGUUUUGUGCCCAUAUGUACAGCAGACACUCUUGACUAAUUAUAGUGAAUUUAAAGACCUCCCUUGGUGAUCAUAAAUUGAAUUGAUGUUAUGUUUAACGUGAGCAAGAAGGGCAGUGUGCUGUGCUAUAUACAGAAGACCACAUUAAGAUGGAACUAGAGUAACAUAAAACUGUCAAAAGGCUCACUUCUGAAAAUUUAUUUGGAUAAGUGUAUUCAAGCUGAAGCUGAUUGGAUAACAUUACUGCAAAAUCAGCAUAGUUCUAUAAUGGACAGCAAUGUGUCAGAUCACAUUGUCAUUUAAGCUGUCCCAUUGAUGCACCAACAGCUCCUUGGCAUUAACUUUAUGUUUUUGUACAUCUUUAACAUUUCCAUCUCAGCUUGCUUACCUUUCCAUCAUAGCACCUGUAUCCACCAUUGGCAAUAUUCUUAUGGUCUCAAUCUUUUACUGAAAGCAUCCCUCCUUUCUUUAUCUACACCUCCUCUGCUCACUUUUUACUGAAGCUUGUGUUGCAUACUCAUAGACCAUGAUUUUUGAAAAAAAACUCCUUACUGAUCCUGAUCCUGAGGUCUAAUCCUCUGGAGACAUUGCAGAACAUGAAAUUCAUGCAUACACAAUAGCUGAGUCACAUUAAUGGAACCUCCUCGGGGGUAAAAAUACUCAAGAAAGAAGAAAGCAGAAAGGUCAAUGCAGCAGUAGAGAUCCGCAGUUCUUCUACCCACUGUUGCAAGGUUCAAGUUCAAGGCCCCGUGUUCCUGUAAGGGUGAAAGCCAAGAAUAACAAGUAUAGGAAACUCUGAAUAUUUGGGAAUGUUGAAAAAUAUUGAGAAUUCAGUAAAUAGAAUGUCAGAAACAUAUACCAGGAGAGGACUGCCUGCAGUAUUAAAAGUGUAGGGAAACACCUAAACAGAAAAUCAGAAAGGCAGAGAGAGGUCACAGGAAAUCACUGGCAAAUAGGACUGAGGUAAAUGAGAAGACAUUUUGUAAUCAUAUUAAGAGCAUAAGAAUAAUCAGAGAAAAAGUAGGAACCAUUAUUGAAAAUGGAGCAAUCUGUGCGGGGAGCCUACAGGUCUAGGUGACACUCUGAAUGAGUACUUUACAUUGGUUUUCACAAAGGAGACAUUUCUUAUAACUGCAGAAAUCAAUAAGCGGUAGGUGAAACUCCAGUACAGGUCUCCGUAAAUAAAUAGGAGGUAUUUGUUGCUUUGGCAGUCUUAAAGUUGGAUAAAUUUCUACGACUGGAUGGGGUGUUGCUGCGUGGCCAAGUGGUUAAGGAGUUGGUCUAGUGAUCUGAAGGUCGCCAGCUUGAGACUCAGCUGAGGCAGUGUGUUGUGUCCUUGAGCAAGGCACUUAACCACACAUUGCUCUGCGACAACACCGGUGCCAAGCUGUAUCGGCCCUAGUGUCCUUCCCUUGGGUGACAUCGGUGGUGUGGAGAGGGGAGACUUGCAGCAUAGGCAAUUGCCGGUCUUCCAUAUAACCUUGCCCAGGCCUGCGCCCUGGAAACCUUCCAAGGCGCAAAUCCAUCGUCUCACAAGACUAACAGAUGCCUAUAAAUGGGGUUUAUCCCAGACUGGUAAAGGAGGCAGGAGAAAGAAAAGAUUGCUGGGGCUCUGGCUGAGCUUUCAAAAUUUUCACCAAAUAGCGAUGAUGUGCUAGAUGACCGGGGAACAACAAACAUGGCCCCAUUUUCAUGACAGGUAGCAAGGACAAUUCUGGUAACUAUAGAGCUGUGAGCCCAACAUCAGUGGUGGGAAAGAUAUUGGAAAAAUUUCAGAGGGAGAAAAUGACUUGGACAAGCAAGACUCAUCAGAAACAGCAAACAUGGAUUUGUCUGGGGUCGAUCCUGUCUGGCCAAUUUGAUUGAAUUUUUAAAAAAGAUAACAAGUUGUAUCAAUGGGCAGUAUAUCUGAUCUACAUGGAGUAUAGUAAAGCCUUCAACCAAGUCACACAUGGGAGACUGGUUCAAAACUUUAGGGCCCAUGAAUUCAAGGCAAGUUGUCUGUCUGAAAACAAAAUUAACUUGGCAAUCAAAUACAGAGGAUAAUGGUAGAGGGUUAUUUAUGAGAAUGGACGCCUAUGAUUAAUAUUGUUGAACAAGAAUUUGAUCUGGGGACCUUUGUUGUUUGUAAUAUACGAAAAUGACUUGGAUGUGGGUAGGAUGUUGAGGAGGGCAAGGUCAGUAAAUUCAUGGAUGACAUGAAGUUUGGAGCAAUUGUUGAUAAACCAGAACGUAGUCUCAGGAUACAGAAAGAUAUUUAAGUUUUGGUAAAAUGGCUAAAAAAAAAAUGGAGUUUAACCAAACAAAUGUGAGGUGAUGCAUCUUGGGAGAAGUAAGGAGUACUACAUCAUGUAUGGUAGAUAUCAUGUACUUCAGACCUCAGAGUCUACAAACCCAGUACAGAUGGACAAUGUGGUUAGGAAGACAUAUGGGGUACUGGCCUUCAUUAAUCAGGGCAUCAAACACAGAAGUAGGGAGAUUAUGGUCCAACUUUAUAAAAUCCUGGACAGAAUUCAGCUGGUGUACUCAGCACAGUUCUGAUCACCAAUGUAGAGGAAGCAUAUCACAGUAUUAACGAGGGUGCUGAAGAAAAUCACCAAGAAGUUGCCUGGGAUGGAUUAGUUCAAUUAAGAGAAGAAGCUGAGAAACUAGAACUUUUCUUCCUGGGCUGGAAAGGUUAAGAGGAGAUGUAAUUGAGGUACAUAAAAUUAUGAGAGAUAUAGAUAGGACAGACUCCCCAUGUUAGAGUAGCUAAAAUAUAGAUUUGUGGUAAGGGGGAAGAGCCUCGGAGAGGAUAGGAGGGGAACCUUCUUCACCCAGAAACUGGAAGUAUAGAAUAUACUCUCUGAGAGAGUAGUUGAAGCUGACUCACCAACAGCAAAUAAAAAUUGAUUAACUGAAUACUUGAAUCACUUCGGGUAUAGAGGGCUAUGGACUAAGUGCUGGGCGAUGCUGUUGAAACAGAAGAGGUGGCCAUUGGUCGGUGUGGAUUAGCUGGGUAGUUGGUAGAUGUCUGGUGAUUCUAUGUCCGCUAACAUAAUUUACUUUUGAUGGUAUUCAACCAUUGCGAGUGGUUGCUUGUGGAAGACGUGGCACGAGGUUUAAAAAGCUUAGAGCCUUGUAAGACUUUUUGAGGAGCUUGAAUCCAUUGUGAGCUCCAGCUUAUGGGAGAGGGGUCAUGAGGUUUAAAUGAGCUCUGAGCCUUUUGGGACUUUUUGGCAGCUUCAGUCAUAACAAUUUCUUAGGCACUUAGCAAGCAGUGAGCAGAGCAACCUUUGUGGGAGCAGCCAUUGUCUGAGAAGGUCAGUGUUAGAGGAAGCAGGGAUUCUGCAGGAUUCAGAUUAGGAGAAUGGGCGAAGAAGUGGCAGAUGGCACAUUUCAAAGCUCUAGAUCCUUUUGCAAGUUGCAGGUGGCAUGUAGUGUAGGAAACUGUAUGGUCAUGCACUUACAUAGAAGGAAUAAAGGCUUUCACUAUUUUCUAAAUGGGGAAAAAAUUCAGAAAUCAGAGAUGCAAAGAGACAAAGGAGUCCUCUUGCAGGAUCCUAAUGUUAGCGUCGUUUCAAGAGGACUGGAAUAUAAUCAGCAUAGUGUUUAAUAUCAUUGGUAUAUGUCAUAGAAUUUGUUAACUUUGUGGCAGCAAUACAAUGCAAUACAUAAUAACAGAUAAAAGAUUGUGAAUUACCAUACGAAUUUACGUAUUAAAUAUUUAAAUUAAAUAAGUAGUGCAAAUAAAAUAGUAGUGAGGUCAUGUUCAUUGGUUACUGACGUGAUGGAGGAGCCCCUGGAUACCACCAGAGAUGGAGGACCUUCACUGCUGCCCUAAAUGAGAGCGGUAUAACGGACAAUAUGUAAGUGCUGAAUUGGAGAGGGUCCAGUGGAGGUUCACGAGAAUGAUUCUGGGAAUGAAAGGGUUAACAUAUGAGGACUGCUUGAUGGGUCUGAGCAUGUACUCACUGGAAUUUUGAAAAAUAAGGGGGUGGUCUCAUUAAAACUUAUUGAAUAUUGAAAGGCCAAGACAUGGUGGAAGUGGAGAAACAGUUUCAUUUUGUUGGAGAUUCAAGGACCAGAGGGUACAGCCUCAGAAUAUAGGGACAUCCCUCUAUAACAGAGAUGAGAAGGAAUUUCUUUAGUUAGUGGGUGGUGAAUCUGUGGUAAUCGUUGCCACAGUCAGCUGUGGAGGACAAGUCAUUGCGGAGUUGAUCGGCUCUUGAUUAGUAUGAUUAGUAAGGACAUGAAAAGUUACAGAGAGAAGGCAGGAAAAAUGGAGUUGAGAGGAUUAAUAAAUCAGCCAUGAUGGAAUGGUGGAGCAGACUCGAUGGGCUGAAUUGCCUAAUUCUGCUCCUAUGUCUAAUAGUCUUAUGGUCUAACAUUCUCACAUACACAUACACAUACAAUAGAAACUCAACUUUGCCCAAUAUUCUCAUUUCACCCAUACCUUUCUAUCCCAGUAACAUAAAAUAAAGCAGCCCUGAAGCCCAAACCCUGAUCCCUAAUUACUCACCAUCAUUUCAUAUCCCCCCAAUGAUCAUCAAAUAACAUAAGUAUACCAGCCAGCCCAAAAACAAGAAUGAAAAAGAUGAAAAAUAGCCGUAAAAACAAUUACCACUUCAAGGACAGGAAGUUAUUAGAUUAGAUUAUGAGGACAUGCAGUCCUCUUUUAUUGUCAUUUAGUAAUGCAUGCAUUAAGAAAUGAUACAAUGUUCCUCCAGUGUGAUAUCGCAGAAACACAAGACAGAGCAAGACUGAAAAACUGAUAAAAAUCACCUAAUUAUAACAUAUAGUUACAACAGUGCAAGCAAUACCAUAAUUUGAUAGAAGAACAGACCAUGGGCACGGUAAAAAAGUCACAAAAUCUCUCAAAAGUCCCAACAUCUCACGCAGACGGUAGAAGGAAGAAAACUCUCCCUGCCAUGAGCUGCCAGUGCCGCAAAUUUGCCGAUUCAGCAUCCUAAAAGCACCCGACCACAGUUCGACUCUCAGUCCAUCUGAAAACUUUGAGCCUCCAACCAGCCCUCCGACACUGAGCACUGGGCACCAUCUCUGCCGAGCGCUUCGACCCCAGCUCCGGCCACCAGCAACUGACAAAGCCGAGGAUUUGGGGCCUUCCCCCCCCCCCCGGAGAUUCUCGAUUGCACAGUAGCAGCAGCAGCGAACCGGGCAUUUCAGAAGUUUCUCCAGAUAUUCCUACGUGCUUCUCACAUCCGUCUCCAUCAAAUCAGGAUUGUGCACGGCCCCUAUUUAACAAAUACGAUAUCAUUUCACAGGAGAGGCUGCGCGCGCUGCGUCGCGCCGCCAUCUUCUCCCUCCCUAAUGAUAACCAUGACAGCUAUAACAAACAUCCAGGCAACAAUGAUUCUUUAAUAUUGUUUUGCAGUAUAGUGCCCUACCUUCUGUAGAAUGAGAGGUAAGAGUGUCAGAGCUUUGUUGCUUCUGAGAGCAACUCUUGAGGUAUACCAUUUAGAUGUGAAAAUUUAUUAGAUUACUGUUGAAGUAUAAUGGCAGAUUUGCCAGAGGGACAAGGCCGCUGUUCACUGACUGUGAGAUGUCCAAUUAUGUCACCAGAUAGCUGGUGAUUGACCCAGCUUUAAUGGACAUGCAAACCAGCACUUCAUACACUUCCAGCAUAAGUCCAUAGUUGUGAAAUUCCUGGAGGCCAUUUUUAUUUCUUUGUCUUUCACUGAUGUUGUGGAAGGAGGGAAAGCUAUGCCUAGACAGUGAUGACAAAACAAACAUCUCACAUUCUCAUUUCACUUCCUCGAUUUCCUCCUGACUUCUCUUGAACUCCAAAACCUUCAACUUGAACCUCUGUAUUGCCCUAUUGAAUCCAGGAGUCAUGAUCAUGUCAUGUAGUUUCUUGUCUGGUCUAGUGUCACUGUUUGAACCGGAAACUCAAAAGCAAAACGAUAAAAGCUGUGUUGAAAAGAUAUUGAAAGGUCUAUUUAAUAUGCUUAUGGUCUCCCAUUGAGAUUUCAAAUUUCCAUAUGUUCAUUUCCCUCAGUCCUUUCCUCAUCCUUCGCAAAUUCCACCUUUCCACCCUGUCACAUAAACAGAUACAUCACCAAUACUCCAACCAUUCCUGGGAAAAUUGGCACGAAACUUUUAGAGAAGGAAACUAGGAAAACAGAAAGCUUGUAAUAUCUUUGGUGUCAGAUUUAAAAUGACAUUUGGAAUA
Molecule: messenger RNA, 13001 nt
Organism: Mobula hypostoma (lesser devil ray)
Lineage: Eukaryota; Metazoa; Chordata; Chondrichthyes; Myliobatiformes; Myliobatidae
Gene: malrd1
Product: MAM and LDL receptor class A domain containing 1
Exons: 41
Coding region: 128-6637 (2169 amino acids)
Cellular component (GO): membrane
Molecular function (GO): protein binding
Source: RefSeq, a predicted model, not a curated record